CGCCAGACCGCUGCCGAGCCGUCAUUAUGGAUACCAGCCGUGUGCAGCCUAUCAAGUUGGCCAGGGUCACCAAAGUCCUGGGCAGGACCGGUUCUCAGGAACAGUGCACGCAGGUGCGCGUGGAAUUUACGGACGGCACGAGCCGCUCCAUCAUCCGCAACGUAAAAGGCCCCGUGCGCGAGGGUGACUUGCUUACCCUGUUGGAGUCCGAGAGAGAGGCCCGGAGGUUGCGCUGAGUUUGGCUGCUUGCUGGGUUUUGGAUGUUGGAUUCAACCACUUGAGACGGAAAUGGUGUGUCACGAUCUGGUCCUUUAUUUUAUGCUGCCACACGUAAAAUGAGAUGGACCUGUAAAUAAAGUCUUUGUGAUACAAGUUAAAAACAAAAACAAAAA
Messenger RNA from Saimiri boliviensis boliviensis (Bolivian squirrel monkey), 392 nucleotides. Its product is annotated as small ribosomal subunit protein eS28-like. NCBI's taxonomy places the organism in Eukaryota, Metazoa, Chordata, Mammalia, Primates, Cebidae. Gene Ontology annotation, biological process: maturation of SSU-rRNA; ribosomal small subunit assembly; translation. Gene Ontology annotation, molecular function: structural constituent of ribosome. The record is from RefSeq and is a predicted model, not a curated record. Gene Ontology annotation, cellular component: ribosome; cytosolic small ribosomal subunit.